AUGAAGAGCAAGCACUGUAUUUGGGUUGAAGAUCGACAAGUAAAAGAGGCCAAUUUUUCUUCUUUUUUUGAGCAAAGCCAACUCAAAAGAUGCUUGGGAGACAAAUCAUUAGGGCACAAUUGGAAAAAACUUGAAAAGGAAGUUGAAAUUUUCAGGGAGAGAAUUGAAGACAUGGAAAUGAAGAGAGAGCAAAGCAAUGAGAUUUUGUCUAAAUGCUUGGAGUCUCUUUCAUCAGAAAAUGUGAGCUUGGAAAGGAUCAUAAAAAAUGUGGCUGUAGAAAAAACUGAUGAUGAUGAUGAUGGCAAGUUCAUUAAAGGCAUAGAAAAGAGUGAUUCAAUGCGUUUGGAAUUGGAAUUGACUGAAGAGCUAUUGGUAGUUACAAGACUUGCUUCUGAGGCUGAAGAGAAGGUGAAUGAGUACAAAGAAUUGAGGAAGAAGGAGAAGAGGGAGUUGGAGAAUAGUGUGGUGAGUUUGACAGAGGAGAAUAGAGAUACCAACAGUUUGAUGAGAGCAGCCUUGUUGGAGAAGGAAGCUGUGGAGAAGAGGUUGAAGGUGAAUAGCGAGCAGAAGAGAGUUGCCCUUUUGCAGAUUGCGGAGCGAGGUUUGCAGAGAGUUGGUUUUGGGUUUAUGAUGGGAAGUGGGAACACUGAGCAAUCACUACAGAGUUUUUCAGGAGCCAAGUCAGAUAGCAGUGAGUGUGAAGAGGAUGCAAUAUUUCGUAACUGUUUUUAUUCGUAUCUAUUAGAUUUUGCUGAUUUUUGGUGGAUUGGAGAUCUAGACAUAUAUGUAAUUAAGAUAGUGGGGUUGUUGAAAAUAUAUAGAAGUUUCCAGGAUUUUGAUGAGGCAUCAACUGUGGAGAGGAUAAUGAAGAAUUUACGGCUUGAGAUAACUAAGUUGAGGCGAUCUUUGGAAGAAUCCAGCACUAUGCCCAGGUCAGACACCGAUUGCAGAGUCUUACAGAGAAACAAGCUCAAAUUAUUGAAGAAAACAAGUUAUACAUCAAGCACAGCAGCAGUAGUGGCAGCGGCGGCGGCGGCAGCAGCAGCAGCGGCAGCAACAGCAGCAGUGGCAGCGGCGGCGGCUGCGGCGGAGGCAGCAGCAGCGGUGGAGGCGGCGGCAGCAGCAGCGGUGGCAGCGGCGGCGGCAGCAGCCGCGGCCGCAGCGGCAACAGCAGCAGCGGCAGCGGCAGAAGCAGCAGCGGCAGCAGCAGCGGCGGCAGCAGUGGCGGCGGCAAAGGCAGCAGCGGCGGCGGCAAAGGCGGCGGCGGCGGCAGCGGCAAAGGCGGCGGCGGCAGCGGCGGCAAAGGCAGCGGCGGCGGCGGCAGCGGCGGCGGCAGCGGCGGCGGCAGCGGCGGCGGCGGCAGCGGCGGCAGCAGCGGCGGCGGCAGCGGCGGCGGCAGCAGUAGCAGUAGCAGAAAUAGAAUAA
Messenger RNA from Humulus lupulus (European hop), 1425 nucleotides. RefSeq lists its product as uncharacterized. The coding region runs from base 1 to 1425 and encodes 474 amino acids. Gene Ontology annotation, molecular function: ice binding. The record is from RefSeq and is a predicted model, not a curated record. NCBI's taxonomy places the organism in Eukaryota, Viridiplantae, Streptophyta, Magnoliopsida, Rosales, Cannabaceae. The transcript has 6 exons.